AUGUUCAUCAAAGGCACCCAAGACCUCGAGGCCGAGGUCACUCUCCUCGAGUCGCGUCUCCAAGAUGCCCGUACUCAACUAGCAGCCUCCGAAUACCCCAGUCCACCCUCCUCAUGGACUGCUAAAGAAUCAUAUAAUAAUACCAAUAAUACCAAACUCACCUCCGCAACCCCCACAUCCCUCCACGGCCUCCUCCUCCUCUCAGACUCCGCCCUCCCACUAGGCUCCUUUGCCUACUCCAGUGGACUAGAGUCAUAUCUAGCCCACAACAAGUCCUCCCGCACGACCGCAAUAAGUUCCUUCCACCGCUUCCUCAAACUCUCCAUCGCCUCAAUCGCAAGCACAUCCCUCCCCUACGUGCUCGCCGGUUACCGGCACCCAUCAACCCUCGACACACUAGAUAAUGACCUGGAUGCAUCAACGCCGUGUAUCGUCGCGCAACGCGCAAGUAUUGCUCAAGGGCGAGCGCUCAUUGGUGUCUGGGAGCGCGCAUUCAGAGUUAGCUUCGCGGGGCCCGAUAGCCCGAUUUCGGAGGACGCUGAGGCCGCCGCCACUGCUAUUGAUGAUUUGUCCGAUGCGUUGAAAUCCUGUCUCGAGGAAGACGAGGACCUCGGCCCCAAGGGCCACUUUGCCCCGCUGUGGGGUGUGAUCUGUCGGGCUAUGGGUCUGGACUUGCAGCAGACGGCAUACGUCUUUAUUAUGAAUCAUGCGAAGGCUGUGCUUAGUGCGGCUGUCAGAGCGGGUGUCAUGGGCCCUUACCAGGCGCAGAAUGUGUUGGCUAGCCAGGAGCUGCAGGAUACGAUGAUGAAGCGCAUUGAGCGGGAGUGGAAUACGCCUGUUGAGCAGGCUGGACAGGUUGUCCCUGCGCUGGAUCUUUGGAUUGGCAGACAUGAGUUGUUGUAUAGUCGUAUUUUUAACUCAUGA
Molecule: messenger RNA, 924 nt
Organism: Penicillium griseofulvum
Lineage: Eukaryota; Fungi; Ascomycota; Eurotiomycetes; Eurotiales; Aspergillaceae
Product: urease accessory protein UreF
Exons: 2
Coding region: 1-924 (307 amino acids)
Molecular function (GO): nickel cation binding
Source: RefSeq, a predicted model, not a curated record